GCCAAAUGAGCGGCUGACAACGAGUCCCAGCGAUUGCGCAUGCGCACAAAACUUCGCUCUCAGCGCCGGGCCGUUCCUCCUUGCUUGUUUUCCACCAUGAACGCGGAAAACUUCCAAACCAGCGAGAGGCUGGUGAGCGCGGCCUACGUGCGGCAGGGCUGCCAGGGCCGCCGGGCCCACGAGCUGCGCCUGCGCACUCUACUGGAGCAGGGAAAAUGUCCUGAAGAUGGAUGGGAUGAAAGCACGAUUGAGCUUUUUCUGCAUGAACUAGCUAUUAUGGAUAGCAAUAAUUUCCUGGGAAAUUGUGGUGUUGGUGAAAGGGAAGGAAGAGUUGCCUCAGGACUAGUAGCCCGCCGAAAUUACAGGUUGAUCCAUGGGAUUGGAAGGUCAGGAGAUAUUUCUGCUGUCCAACCUAAAGCUGCAGGUUCUAGUCUCUUGAACAAACUUACUAAUUCACUUGUCUUGGAUAUUAUAAAACUUGCUGGUGUCAAGACAGCAAAUAGCUGCUUUGUUGUCCCAAUGGCAACUGGCAUGAGUCUGACGUUAUGUUUCUUAACCCUGCGGCAUAAGAGACCACAAGCAAAAUACAUCAUCUGGCCGCGCAUAGAUCAAAAGUCUUGUUUCAAGUCAAUGAUCACUGGAGGUUUUGAGCCUGUGGUGAUAGAAAAUGUAUUAGAAGGCGAUGAGCUGCGUACGGACCUCAAGGCGGUGGAAGCUAAAAUCCAGGAUCUUGGGGCUGAUAAUAUUCUCUGUGUUCAUUCUACCACUUCAUGUUUUGCUCCAAGGGUACCUGACAGAUUGGAAGAAUUAUCUGAGAUGUGUGCAAAAUACGACAUCCCUCAUAUAGUUAAUAAUGCCUAUGGAAUUCAGUCUUCCAAAUGCAUGCAUCUCAUUCAGCAGGGAGCAAGAAGAGGCAGAAUAGAUGCUUUUGUGCAAAGUUUGGACAAGAAUUUUAUGGUUCCAGUAGGUGGUGCUAUAAUUGCUGGCUUCAAUGACUCCUUCAUACAGGAGAUCAGCAAAAUGUACCCAGGAAGAGCCUCAGCCUCUCCUUCAUUAGAUGUUCUCAUUACAUUGUUGACCUUGGGCACAAAAGGGUAUCAACGGCUGCUAAAAGAGAGAAAGGAAAUGUUUUCCUACCUUUCAAGCGAGGUGAAGAAAUUAGCAGAGGCCUACAAUGAAAGAUUGCUGGAUACACCCCACAAUCCUAUCUCUUUAGCAAUGUCACUGAAAGAGUUAUCUGAACAGAAUGGUAUAGCUGUUACGCAACUUGGAUCAAUGCUUUUCACUAGACAAGUUUCUGGGGCAAGGGUUGUUCCACUUGGGAAUGUCCAAACGGUGAGCGGCUACACUUUUGAAGGCUUUAUGGCCCAUACAAACAACUAUCCCUGUGCAUACCUCAAUGCUGCUUCAGCCAUUGGUAUAACAAAAGAAGACGUCGAUGUGUUCCUGAAAAGACUUGAUAAAUGUUUGAAGGUUCUCAGAAAAGGAAAAGAUGAUGGAAAAGAUUCACUUGUAGGAAAUGAAGAUAUUGUCUUUGAUAUGGAAAAAUGCAGUAUAGCUGAAAGAGACACCAAAAAUUAGGUUAUAAUGUGCAAAGCUUAUUUUAAGACCAUAUUGUAUGUAAUGAAAAAACCAAAGGUAGAUGAUGUAGGGCACAAUCCUUAUAAGACAUACUUUGAUCUAAAAGGAAUAAUAGCUGUUCAAAUAUGUAGUGUUCAAGUCUUAAUCAUUUUGGUGACUUAAAAUAAAUCAGUCGCACCAGAUUGUGUUCAUUGGGAGUAUUCUGUCUGAAUAAAAUUUUAACAGUGGUGAAAAUCUAGCACAUACCUUUCCCCACUGUGUGGAAUGCAUACAAAUCUGACUUCAAAUUAUUGGUGAAGGAUGAGAUAUGCUUAAAGCGACAGACCUUCAAUCUGUGUUUAAACUGAAUACAUAAUCUUAUUUGCUUGUAGCAGCGCAAUAAACAUCAAUAAAUUGCAUUGCUCGGGUGCUGUUCCAUGGAAGAAGUA
Anolis sagrei ordinatus is the source of this 2009-nucleotide messenger RNA. It is a transcript of the gene SEPSECS, whose product is annotated as Sep (O-phosphoserine) tRNA:Sec (selenocysteine) tRNA synthase. Gene Ontology annotation, molecular function: tRNA binding; O-phosphoseryl-tRNA(Sec) selenium transferase activity. The record is from RefSeq and is a predicted model, not a curated record. Gene Ontology annotation, biological process: conversion of seryl-tRNAsec to selenocys-tRNAsec; selenocysteine incorporation. NCBI's taxonomy places the organism in Eukaryota, Metazoa, Chordata, Lepidosauria, Squamata, Anolidae.